Entrophospora sp. SA101 is the source of this 442-nucleotide messenger RNA. Lineage: Eukaryota; Fungi; Glomeromycota; Glomeromycetes; Entrophosporales; Entrophosporaceae. The record is from the annotation of a GenBank genome assembly.
UCAACAUUUGAACUUGUGAAAUCUUUGUCUGAUUUACUUUUAAGAUGUUUGCCUGAUUUUUGGAAGUUAAGCAAAUCAUUCAUGGAUGGGAAAUUUCAAAAAAGUCCUGCAGUUCUUAGUGCUAAUAGACGUCGACGUCAAGGAAUGGACCUUCGAAAAGUAGAACAAUGUCAAAAUAUGGCUAAAGGUGUUAUUGAUCUUUAUGCUUUACUGCUAUUUAGAUUUUCUGAAGAUAUAGCAACCACUGCCAUUCCUACUACAUCACCACUAUUUGUUCCAUCAUAUUCAGAUUCAAUAACUACAUGUUACUUUCUAACAAGAAUCUUACAUGUGAUAAGUGAUUGUGUAAAUGACAUUAAUUCAAUUAAUAUGGCAUCGGAUGUUUCAGGAGCCUUGAUUACAUUAAUGAAACAAAUUAGAGGAAAGUUUACAGAAAUUAUAU